CAGGAAAGCGCCCGGAUGCGGAGAGCAGCAGCAGUCAGGACAACAUGGUCGCCUGACUGAAGGCAGCGUUUACAGGCGCGUGCUGGAAUCUCGGCGCUCUCUCCAACGGCUCCAACGCUACCUGAGCGCACGAGCGGCUCCGUUUUCUGUUCAAGUUUCCGGGCCGGACAGCCUCGCUCUUUUCGGACUAGUUUCUCUCACGCUGCUGAAGACUUCUCAGUGGACAGGACACGCAGAGGGCCAAAGAAUGGAAUGCUCUCUCCUGCCUACAUUGCUCACGGCUCCAAAGACUGAGGUUAAACGGCUUAGUUAGCAGUGUGCCUCUCCCCCUAGAACUUGCACAGCCAGGGGAGGAAGAGUGUCAAACAAAAGAGAAGGGGAAUUUUUGUUCCUUAAAAAAAGCACAGCACCUUACUUGCGUUUAGUUUAGACUUCUGGAAUUAUUUAUUUUUGGAUUGAGUUCUGAACCUGUUUAAGAGCGGCCGCAAAGAUGGAUUUAGAGUCGUACCUAUGGAUGGUCAUAAUUGGCUUCAUCAUCGCCUUCAUCUUGGCGUUUUCAGUGGGAGCCAAUGACGUGGCAAACUCUUUUGGCACAGCAGUGGGCUCAGGGGUAGUCACAUUGCGCCAAGCCUGCAUCCUGGCUUCCAUUUUUGAAACCCUGGGCUCCAUGCUCCUUGGGGCCAAAGUGGGUGAGACCAUUCGGAAGGGGAUUAUAGACGUCAGCUUGUACAACAACACGGUGCCCACGUUGAUGGCAGGAGAGGUCAGCGCCAUGGUCGGGUCUGCGGUUUGGCAGCUCAUUGCCUCGUUUCUGAAAUUGCCCAUUUCUGGAACUCAUUGUAUCGUGGGAUCUACUAUUGGCUUCUCCAUGGUGGCUAUUGGCACUCAGGGAGUACAGUGGAUGCAGCUGGUCAAAAUUGUUGCCUCCUGGUUCAUAUCCCCUCUGCUGUCAGGCCUCAUGUCUGGUCUACUCUUCUUUGUCAUCCGAUAUUUCAUUCUUAACAAGGAUGAUCCUGUUCCAAAUGGCCUCCGUGCUUUGCCCCUCUUUUAUGCUUCUACUAUUGGCAUCAACACUUUCUCCAUCAUGUACACGGGAGCUCCUUUGCUGGGCCUGGAGCUGCUUCCAGUGUGGGCCAUCGCUCUCAUCACCCUGGCCGGAUCUCUGGUUUGUGCUGCCCUGGUCUGGAUCUUCGUGUGCCCCUGGAUGAGAAGAAAAAUAGCGAGUCGGCUGAAGAAAGAGCAUGUUCUCUCGCGCAUCUCUGACGAGAGUCUAGAUAAGAUCCCAGAGGAGGAAGAGGAGGCUCCAGUGUUUAAAGAGCUUCCAGGAGCAAAGGGCAAUGAUGACGCUGAACUGCCCCUUAACUGGGGAUCCACUGGGGAGUUGAACAGUCUGGCCAACGGAGGCACCGUCCUUCCUAAUGGCAGGGUGUAUGGCCGCACUCACUCUAUGACCAACGGCUGCCUGAAGUCGCCUGUGUCCAAUGGAAGCUUCAGCUUUGAUGGACAUGUUCGCAGCGACGGUCAGGUCUACCACACUGUGCAUAAGGACUCAGGCCUCUACAAAGAUCUGCUGCACAAGAUCCACGUAGGCCGCCUGGAAGACGAGCGCGCCAACUCACGGCCUGACAACAACUACCGGGUCCUGCGACGCAACAACAGUUAUACGUGCUACACAGCAGCCAUUUGUGGUAUGCCUGUGCAGCCUCUCAUGCGCUCUGAGUCCAGUGCCCCACCACCGGAGGACAGCGAGAAACUGGUGGGCGACAGCGUCUUCUACUCUAAGAAGCGCCUGCGCUACGACAGCUACUCAAGCUACUGCAAUGCAGUGGCCGAGGCUGAGAUUGAGGCUGAGGAGGGUGGAGUGGACGUGAAGUUGGGUGCUGAGAAACAUGAGCCAACGCCCCCUGCUGGAGGGGCACUGGAGGACUGCGCUGAUGAGGAUAAGGAGGAGACGGACAAGCCCCAGGUCUUCCUGCUCUUCCAUUUCCUUCAGAUCCUCACUGCCUGCUUCGGUUCUUUUGCGCAUGGUGGCAACGAUGUCAGUAAUGCCAUCGGUCCCUUGGUGGCUCUCUGGAUGAUCUAUGAGCAGGGUGGAGUGAUGCAGGACUCGACCACUCCCGUGUGGCUGCUGUUCUAUGGUGGCGUGGGCAUCUGUGCUGGUCUGUGGGUGUGGGGCCGCCGCGUCAUCCAAACCAUGGGCAAAGACCUCACCCCCAUCACCCCCUCCAGUGGAUUCACUAUUGAGCUGGCUUCGGCGCUCACUGUUGUGCUGGCGUCCAAUAUCGGACUCCCAAUCAGUACCACACACUGCAAGGUGGGCUCGGUGGUGGCCGUGGGCUGGCUCCGCUCCCGGAAGGCCGUGGACUGGCGUCUGUUUCGCAACAUCUUCCUGGCCUGGUUUGUCACGGUCCCUGUAGCAGGCCUGUUCAGUGCUGCUGUCAUGGCCCUGUUCGUCUACGGCAUCCUGCCUUUCGUAUGAGAGGGAGCACAAGGGAUAGAGAGAAUGUAUAAUGAGGCGAUGGGGGCAAAGGCAAGAAAAAAAAAUCAGUAGACCGAAAGAUGGUAAGAUGAGUAGAGAGAUUGAAAUAGAGUUGAUGGAGAUGAGGAGAUGGCCGGGGGGGGGGGAGUGUUUAAAAGCUGCCUGGGGAGCAUCCAGAAUUUUCUGACGUAAUGUUCUUUGUUUUAUCUACAAGUAUUUAUUUUCUUUUUCUUUUUUUUCAGUUUUAGCUGUUGUAAUGUUAGCAGAAACAGUAUGUCUCAUGAAGCAGUGCAUUUCAUUAUCAAAAAAAAAAUGUCUCUAAACCUGUGGGCAUGCAGGCAGAGUUUGCUCACGGUCAAGGCUGUGUCUACAUGGUCAAACGGUCAGAUGCGCACAUAUGAACAGGCACGCACACAAGAAGUGCAUGUAUUCUUAAAUGACCACUCACAAUAUCAUUACACAAGAAAAGAGGGCUCAUAAAGCAACAUAUGGCAGAGCGUAAUCAAUCUGCUACAUUAAAUGACCUAUGGGCCUGUUUCAGGCUUUAUUUGGUCUGCACCAUACUGGAUGUAUAUCAUAUACCGUAUACACUGAAAUGCAAAAACUGUUCAAUUUUUAAGUAAACUGUAAAAAAACUGUCCAGGCCAUGCAAAUAAUACACUGCAAUAACUGCUGUAUCUGAUUGAGCUAUGAUUUAAGGUCCCUAAAAUCAGCUAAGUGUAAAUACUGUGUCAUACAAGUUUGCAUACCUCAACCUCAACCAGCUCUCUGCCAUCCAAAAGCAAAGCUAGUGAGUGAGUCAAAAUAAAAGUGGAGAGUGGAGUAAAACACUAAGAAUCAGAUUUUAAUCAUCAUUAUGGGGUAAAUAAAACCCCUUUUAUAUUUAUUCAGACAUUUCCGUAAGCUUUUUUAAAAUAGAAGUAAUAAGAAGGAUAUCACACUUAAUUAUGUAUGCUAACAUUUCUACUGUACAUAUUUUCCAUGAUGGACUUUGGAUACAUUUUUAUUUGCUCUUCCUGUCUCGAUGUCUCUUAAUAUUAUAGAAGCUUCAGUGCUGGGCCGGAGUAUUGACAGAUACGAAGCUUUGACAGAGUCAUAAACUACUGGAGAUCAAUACAAAGAAAUGAUAAUGAAAAUAUCACAAGACUAUAAUGUUUCAAACAAAUCAAAAAUAAUUUUUUUUAUGAUAAUUCUCUGGCUAAAGCUCAUAUUUAAACCAAAUGUACCCCCCCCCAACUCCCUCUUAGCAAGGCAUUUCCUACUCACUGGAACUGGGGGGAAAUCUUAAUACUGCACAUAUCUGUGAUCAGCUGAACAUGAAUGCUAAAUAUCGUACUUUACAAGAAGUCUAAAAUGAUUUUGGACGUAAGACACUGUAAAUUGUCCAAAACAAGACCUGCCAAUGUGUUUUUUCUAAUAUAAGAGCUAUUAAAAUUGACUUUCUUCUGGGGUGUCAAGAACCAUGACUUAUACAGUAGAGGUGUCUCAAUAAUUCACUUAGCUCUUCGUAGAAAUGUUUUACCAAAGACUUCAAUUGCAAUUGGAAGCUUUUUUUAGUCUCCCAUUCAUCCCUUUUUAAGGUUAUUUGAGAAAUCUGUUUAUCUGUGCUGAUUUACAAGAAUGCUUUUAACGGUUCUGGUAAAUAUUAAAUACAACAUUGUAAACAAAACAAUAUCCAGAAGUAUAUUAAAAUGCCAGUAGACCCCAUUAAUAAAAAUAAUGCCAAGAUAAUGCCUAUACGUGCAGCUACAGCCAAAACCUACUUAACAGCACACAGUGCUGUCCCAUUGCACAAACACACGCACACACUCACAUACACAACCACCAUCACUACACCAGCAUUCGCACGUACUCUUUUAAUAAGGCAGUGUUAGACACUCUGUGGAUAAAUAUGGCCUCCAGUGCACAAAUGUGGUGAAUUACAUUAACACUACAGUGUCACUUGAUGUAAUCCCACUGUUUCUCCAUGCAAAGUCCUGAAUACAUGCAGCUGAUAACACACUGAGACACCUCAGCAAUAUCAUUCGUCAGACAGGACCGUGUGCAGACAUUGUGUUGAAUCUGCUGUUGCAGCGCUACAAAUGGAUCGAGAAAGGAAGAGUUUGGUUGAUUUUUGACUGUGAGAGCAUGUUUUAGAACCUUUGGUCAGAACGCGGCCAUGCGGACACAGCAUGUGUGGUCAGAUGAGGUCAACAUAUCAAUAGGUCAUUGUCGAUGGUUACUGGUCGUUCAGUUCUGUUUCAGUUGUUUGCUUAGCCAGGUGUGGCUGAUGUUGACAUUAGGACGGUGGUUUGAAAGACACCUUAAUACUCUGCCUCUGGAUAGUCACCAGAUUUGUACAACGUGUGGCUUUGAACCAAUGCAAAGUGUUAACUUUUUUUUUUUCCUUGUGUGUGUAUUAUACUUUUUGUUUUUAUCUUUCAUCAUGAACAAAUCUAUGCUUCAAUGGCCAUUUGCCUUGUAAUAUUGUGCUUUACUGUUUGUCAGAUACAGUAACUUCAGUACUGUGGUGUUUACAUUGUCAUAUUGUAGAAAUAACUCAUUACAGUUGCCUAAAAAUGUCAAUGAAAGACAAACUAUUAACUACAAAUGAAGUAAGAAAUAACCAGGAAUAGUGCAAGGUGUCUCAUGUCCUUUCAUGUUUUAGUUUGUAGCGGUGUGAAAUAUGAUCAUGUGUUACUCGUACACCGCUGCACUUAGAAAAAAAAGGAAUAAUAAAACUGUACAUGAUGGGUGUGAUUUAAAAAAAUUAAAUCAAUAGAUAUAUAAAUUUCAUUCAAACUAUAUUUUUCUACAUAUCUGAGUUUUACCUUGAGUGCUGACUUUUGUCAUGGAGAGUGAACUGGGCUCGAACAAGUCCUGUUAGACAUUUAUGUGAUGUUGAGAAAUGGAUCUAAAAUAUGUCCUGAUCUAAUGGUUUCUUGAUUAAUGCAAUAUAUAACAGAAUAAUUCAGGUAAGGGUUUUAACAGACUAAAAACACUGAGGGAUACUUUGAGAGAUUCCAUAUAUCCAUUGAUUCUUUUGCCCAGGGAAUUCUCUCCUUUGUUUGAGAGAGCGAGAGAGUGGUUGCUAAUUGUUCAAAUUCAGCGAUGUUCAUGAUUAUUUUUGGAAAGUAAAGGAUAAAAAAAUACUUUGUAAUUUUGUUUCCCUGCAUUGCAAUAGUAAGUUGCCAGAUAGAACCUCCACAGCAGUGGCGUUACCAUUGUUUAGACAGAUGGGAACACAGCGAGGUUUUUCACCAGACCUGUCACUCUUACAAACCAGCCGGUGACAUUACCUGCUUUUCGGCAGUUGCUCUUUCUAUUGCUGGCAUAUUUAUGUGUAUAUAGUGAAACUUCAUACGGCCAAUGUCUCUCAGAGUAUGCAGUAGCAUGCGCGGCCACAGGAGGGUAGCAUUUAACUAAAAACAGAUCCCUCACUUAGGACAAAAGUGCCAAUGGCUAUGCUUCGUGGAGCUUCAUAGAAAACUUGCAAAACCCUUCUGAAAAUCAGUAAAUCAUUGUGGUUAUGAACAAACCUGAUAUGAAUUCAACCUAUCAGUAUACAGUAUCACAUCAGUGGAUUUUUUGUGCAAGGAAACCAUCUAGUUAAUGGUGUAGGGAAAAAGGUGAAGGUUCCAGUUUUCUUCUUGGCAGCAUAUCAACAUUCUCCCUUAGUGGAUGUACUGAUUGCGUUUAUUUUCUAUGUUCUCAUCUGCAUUUAAAACUAGACAGAAUGUAGCCUACUCCUUUGCUGGCCUGCUGACGCCUGCUAUGUGUUGUCUCUGUACUGCCAUGCUGUUAGUGCCAUGCUGUAAACUGUCUGGUACCCUCUUAAGACAAGGCUGUAGACCUAACAAUACUACCCUUAACUGCAUAUGUACUGUAUUAUUGUUUUAUUUCUUUUGCAUUUUUUGUGAGAGUUGUCUGCAUUUUAACUAAUUAAAUUAUGGGAAUUAAAAUUACAAAGAAUAACA
Colossoma macropomum (tambaqui) is the source of this 6435-nucleotide messenger RNA. It is a transcript of the gene slc20a2, whose product is annotated as solute carrier family 20 member 2. The record is from RefSeq and is a predicted model, not a curated record. Gene Ontology annotation, biological process: phosphate ion transmembrane transport. Gene Ontology annotation, molecular function: phosphate transmembrane transporter activity. Gene Ontology annotation, cellular component: membrane. NCBI's taxonomy places the organism in Eukaryota, Metazoa, Chordata, Actinopteri, Characiformes, Serrasalmidae.